AUGGCCGUCGUUGUGACACUGGUGUCGGUGUCGUCGCCGUCGUCAUUCGCGGAGUAUUGCGUUGGGAGUUCGGGUAUGAUCACCACGCACUCCCUCGCACCUCCCGCAGAAGCCACCGUCGUUGGACGGACCCCGUCACCCCUCCUUGGGAGUAGAAGAUACUCUCGCAGAGUAUUUGAGUUCGAUAGCACUUUUGAAGAAAUGAGAACAUUGGAUCAAGAAAUUAUUGCAUUGAAAAAACAUUGCGGAUAUAUUGAACCCAUAGAAAUUCCUCUCAAAUAUCGCUUUGAUAAUACCCUGGAUAAUGAAACAAACACGUACAUACCGGAAAUGGUUAUGGAGACUUAUCAAUAUGUUCCUAUCAUUGAUUUUCUUAAAUUGAUGGUGUCAAAUCAAGAGGCGCGGUCGCGUCUCGCGUCAUCACGUUACGCAAAAGCUCGAUCCAGCAACGCGGAAGGCGUGGAGAUUAAAGGUGAUGAUGCUAUAAUUCCUACGUACGAGGAUCUCAAUCGCUUUCUCGCGAAUCGCGUUCGCGCGUUGGAGGAGCUCACUCCCCUCGGCGCAGCCAAGUCCUCGCGAUCGGUAAAGUCAUCGAGCGCCAUGGUAGCGACGGCUUCGAUCUCGCCGUGCCCGCUCUGUAAAUCGGCCCACUUCUUGAAUAAGUGCCUUCAAUUCAUGCAGAAGAGUCCGAGCCAGAGAUUGGAGAUCGCGAAACAGCAUCAACGAUGCGUGAAUUGCUUCAGUGCAAAGCACGCCGUCUCCGCAUGUCCAAGCCGUUUUUCAUGUCGUCAUUGUCAAAAGCGACAUCAUUCCAUGCUCCAUCUCGACUCGGUCUCUUCCGCUACUACGACCGUUAGUGCAUCCAAUUCCGAAGCCCCGGCGUCGAUCAAGUCCGAUGAAUCUCCGAAAACAGUGGUAUUAUGCGCGAUGUCGGCAAAUCUCGCUCGACCGCCGAUAGUCCUCGCCACUGCACGCGUGUCCGUCGGACCUCUCGCUGGUCGUCAAGUCGUUGCACGAGCAUUGAUCGACACCGGAGCGGAACUCACACUCAUUGCAGCUCAAUUAGCGAAGAAAUUAAAACUGCGUCGAUUCAUACUGCCUACCGCCUUGUCCGCCGUCGGCGGCCUUGACGCGGGCAUACAUCGUUACGCCGCGCACAUUAAAAUCUCACCGAUCGACGGGAUCGAGCCGCCGGUCAUUACCACAGCGACGAUUCUAAGUUCGCUUGCUAGUUACUCGUCAGCGUCUAUUCAAUCUCCUCUUCAAUGGGAUCAUCUCGCAGAUCUCACUCUCGCAGAUCCAAAUUCUUCAAACUCAGAUCCCAUUGAUCUAAUAAUCGGAGCUGACAUCUACGCAGAUAUAAUGCGAGAUGGGGUUCGCAGGGGAGCUCGCGGUCAACCCAUUGCUCAGGAAACGAUCUUUGGCUGGAUCGUUCAGGGCCGCACGCCUCUGUCGAAUUCGUCCCGUCGGACCGUUACGGUGCAACAUUGUACGAUCGCGGAAUCCGUUUCACUUGAUAGCGAAUUGAGACGAUUCUGGGAAAUUGAGGAAAUUCCGAGGCACACGAUACUCAGCCCGGAAGAGCAGAGAUGCGAGAAUCAUUUCUUAACCUCUCAUUCGCGCACUCCCGCCGGUCAGUACGUUGUUCGUCUGCCAUUCAAAAAUGGUCCUCCCAUCGAUAUUGAUACCUCACGCGAUAUAGCGGAGCGAUGCCUCAAGACUCUGCUACGCCGUCUUCAAGCCAACUUCGAUUUGAAAAGGGAGUACUCAGACUUCCUCCAAGAAUAUGAAAAUCUCGGGCACAUGCGCAAGGCUCCCGAAUCUUCAGAAUCUUCUCAAUUCGUCUAUAUUCCGCACCAUCCCGUAAUACGCGAAAGCAGUGCGACGACUCGAGUAAGAGUCGUAUUCAACGCGUCGAGCCCCACCUCGAAUUCUUGGUCACUUAAUGACCACCUUCUCGCGGGACAAAAAUUGCAAACGGACUUGGCUGCGGUGCUUUUACGCUGGCGACAGUAUCGUUACGUUUAUUCUGCCGACGUAGCAAAAAUGUACCGGCAGAUUCGCGUCGAUCCCCGUGACACAGACUAUCAGCGGAUCCUAUGGAUCGACGAGAAAACCGGAAAAGUACAAGAGUAUCAACUUUUGACCGUGACCUACGGUACAACUUCGGCGCCGUUCUUGGCGCUGCGAGUCUUGCGGCAGCUCAUCCAUGACGACGGUCGCGAUUUUCCUCUAGCCGUUCCCGUGCUUCAGGAGAAUAUUUACGUGGAUGACGUGCUUUUCGGCGCGGACGAGAUUUCGCUAAUUCGUUCGGUUCGCAAACAAGUGUGCUCGUUGCUACAGCGCGGUCAUUUCGAAUUAAGGAAAUGGUCGAGCAACGCGGCCCACUUAUUAAGCGACAUUGACACGCAGGAUCAUGGUCUCGCUUGCAGCAAGGAUCUGCAUCCGGACGAGACAUUAAAGGUGCUCGGUAUUAGUUGGAGUCCGUCGGCUGACGCGUUUCAAUUUAGAGUCGUGCGCUCUCCCUCGCCCGCGCGAACCAAGCGCGCCAUGCUCUCGUACAUCGCUCGCAUAUUUGAUCCGUUAGGCCUAGGCACGCCCGUUACAAUCUCCGCGAAGAUUCUCUUGCAGCGGCUUUGGCAGCUCCGCGUCGACUGGGACGAUGAGGUUCCCACCGAUAUCGCAAAGAAAUGGGAAUUUGUGCAGUCGUCCUUGAUAGAACUCGAUGACUUUCACCUCCCUCGGUGGAUUCAAAAGGGAUCGGAUCGACUGCGAAAUUCACGGGUUUUCGGACGCGUCUAA
Messenger RNA from Solenopsis invicta (red fire ant), 2802 nucleotides. RefSeq lists its product as uncharacterized. The transcript is spliced from 3 exons. NCBI's taxonomy places the organism in Eukaryota, Metazoa, Arthropoda, Insecta, Hymenoptera, Formicidae. The record is from RefSeq and is a predicted model, not a curated record. Gene Ontology annotation, biological process: proteolysis. Gene Ontology annotation, molecular function: aspartic-type endopeptidase activity. The coding region runs from base 1 to 2802 and encodes 933 amino acids.